AGGCAGUGAGAAAUAAUGAAGAAGCAAGUGAGAAGUUGUGGUGGUGUUCGAGAACUUGUCCUGGACAAUUGCAAAUCAGAUGAUGGGAAAAUUGAGGGCUUAACAGAUGAAUUUGUGAACUUAGAGUUCCUCAGUUUAAUAAAUGUAGGCUUGAUUUCAGUUUCAAAUCUCCCCAAACUACCAAAAUUGAAAAAGCUUGAGCUCAGUGACAAUAGAAUCUCUGGAUGUCUGGACAUGUUGGCAGAAAAACUUCCAAAUCUCACACAUCUAAAUUUAAGUGGAAAUAAACUGAAAGAUAUCAGUACCUUGGAACCUUUGAAAAAGUUGGAAUGUCUGAAAAGCCUGGAUCUGUUUAACUGUGAGGUUACUAACCUGAAUGACUACCGAGAGAGUGUCUUCAAGCUCUUGCCCCAGCUGACUUACCUGGAUGGCUAUGACCGAGAGGAUCGAGAAGCUCCUGACUCAGAUGCUGAGGUGGACGGUGUGGAUGAAGAAGAGGAUGAUGAAGAAGGAGAAGAUGAGGAGGACGAGGAGGAUGAGGAUGGUGAGGAAGAAGAAUUUGAUGAUGAAGAGGAUGAAGAUGAAGACGAAGAUGUAGAAGGAGAAGAGGAUGAAGAUGAAGUCAGUGGGGAGGAAGAAGAAUUUGGACAUGAUGGAGAAGUUGAUGAAGAUGAAGACGAUGAGGAUGAGGAUGAGGAUGAAGAGGAGGAAGAAAGCGGGAAAGGUGAAAAGAGGAAGAGAGAAACAGAUGAUGAAGGAGAAGAUGAUUAAGAACCCAAAUAAUCUGCAAAAAAAAGAACUGUUCAGUAUUGGUUGGACUGCUCAUCAUAUGGAUUUGGUAGCUGUUUAAAAAAAAAAAAAAAGGUAGCUGUGAUACAAACCCCAGGACACCCACCCACCCAAAGAGCCAAAGAAUAGUUCCUGUUACAUUCCGCCUUCCUCCAUUUAGUCCCUUUUGAAAAUUCACCACCAAGCUUGGGGACUGCACCCCAACAGAAUUGUAAGCGUUGUUAGGUUUUCAUGUAAGACUCUUGCUGUAGCGUGGAUAGCUGUGAUUGGUGAGGCAACCAGCUGUGGCUACCAGUUACACCAAGACUGUAACAGCAUUUUUACUUUCUGUACAACAAAGAAGCUUUGUAAAUAAAAUCUUAACAUUUUGGGUCUGUUU
This is a messenger RNA of Myotis lucifugus (little brown bat), 1168 nucleotides long. RefSeq names its product acidic nuclear phosphoprotein 32 family member B (gene ANP32B). Gene Ontology annotation, molecular function: histone binding. The transcript is spliced from 7 exons. Bases 16 to 771 code for a protein of 251 amino acids. Gene Ontology annotation, cellular component: nucleus. The record is from RefSeq and is a predicted model, not a curated record. Gene Ontology annotation, biological process: regulation of apoptotic process. Lineage: Eukaryota; Metazoa; Chordata; Mammalia; Chiroptera; Vespertilionidae.